Molecule: messenger RNA, 3210 nt
Organism: Aspergillus ruber CBS 135680
Lineage: Eukaryota; Fungi; Ascomycota; Eurotiomycetes; Eurotiales; Aspergillaceae
Product: putative DUF221 domain protein
Exons: 3
Coding region: 406-2904 (832 amino acids)
Cellular component (GO): plasma membrane
Molecular function (GO): calcium-activated cation channel activity
Source: RefSeq, a predicted model, not a curated record
CUCCAGGUUAACUUCUGAUAUUGCUGAAACAACCAACACACCGUCUCUCCGCUGACUCAGCGAUGCACAACUCAUCGCGUCUAACUUUUUGGGGAUCAGGUGGACGAAGAAAUUCUCGUAGCAUGUACCUCAUCUGCCUCACUUUACCAGGGCAGCAGUUGCUCUUGCAUUCUCAUUUUGUCCAGCCACUUAAGACACCGACAUUCACUCUGUGCUUCUAACCUCAACUGUUAUCCGCCCCUGACGUCAGUUCUGCUGUGAACGCAAGCCCAAGCCUACUCUCUCUGGAAGAGAUCGUCCCGCCUCUCAUGCUGUGAUAAAGAAAGAGAAAAGGCAACACCACGAUAAGGAGAUCAAUUCCAUUGCGAACUCCGAAGAACCGGUUCACGCCGUGCGUGAUACCUGAUGUCCCUCGCCGAAUCCGCCGCGACGGCGGUGCAUGUUAUCGCGACGAGUACGGCCACCAACCAGCCGGGGGGUGUGCAUGAGCUGUGGCCGGAUCAGACGAAAAGUCAGCGGGAUCUGUAUACGCAAUUGGUGAUAAGUAGUGUAUUGGGAUUGAGUGCUUUUCUGGCGUUUUGUGUGCUACGGCCAAGAUGGACGGAGUUGUAUGCGGCUCGAAGACGGCAGCGCAAUUCUGCGUCUCAUUUGCCGGAAUUGCCUGAUAGCUUUUUCGGUUGGAUACCGGUUCUCUAUCGGAUUACGGAUGAGCAAGUGUUGGAAUCUGCGGGUAUGGAUGCUUAUGUGUUCUUAUCAUUUUUCAAAUUUGCUAUCCGCUUCUUGUCGACCCUCUUCGUUUUCGCCGUCGCGAUUAUCCUCCCAAUUCACUAUACAUACGGUGGCAAGAAAGGUAUCCCAGGGUCAGACAAUGGAGAUGGGGGAGAUGACAAUAAAAAAAAGGUGCUCUCUCCGAAUUACCUGUCGAUGUACGUGAUUUUCGCGUACAUCUUCAGCGGGUUGGCAGUCUACUUGCUCCUGCAAGAAACGAACAAAGUCAUUCGCACCCGUCAGAGGUACCUUGGAAGUCAGACCAGCACCACGGAUCGGACGAUUCGUCUCUCAGGCAUCCCGAAGGAAAUGAGAUCGGAAGACAAUAUCAAGGAGUUUAUCGAGGGCCUACAAGUUGGGAAGGUCGAAAAUGUCACUCUUUGCCGUGACUGGCGUGAACUGGAUGGCUUGAUCGACGAGCGACUUUGCGUACUGCGGAACCUCGAACGGUCGUGGACGAAAUACCUGGGGUACAAACGACCAAGCAGAGCUAAUGGGGACGUUAUGCCCAUGACAUGGCAACAGGCCGGUGGCUCCAGCCUGGUCCUAGAUGAUGACAAUGAGCGGACCCAACUUCUGCCGGACAGUGCUCGAGAACGCGCUGCCCACAGGAAGCGUCCGACAGUGCGUAUCUGGUAUGGACCGCUGAACCUGCGCUACCGGAAUAUCGAUGCAAUUGAUUACUUUGAAGAAAAGCUGCGGAAUUUGGACGAUACGAUUCUGACUGCUCGUCGGAAGAAGUAUACGCCAACUGGAUUGGCGUUCGUGACGAUGGAGUCUAUUGCUGCUUCUCAGAUGGUUGUUCAGGCGACCCUCGAUCCCCAUCCGAUGCAGCUUUUUGCCAGACUUGCUCCUGCCCCAGCCGAUGUCGUUUGGAGGAAUACGUAUGUGUCGCGUGCCAGACGGAUGAUGCAGUCAUGGUCAAUCACUAUAGCCAUCGCAUUCUUCACAGUUUUCUGGUCGGUGCUUUUGAUUCCCGUCGCCUAUUUGCUGCAAUUGGAGACUCUGCACAAGGUGUUCCCUCAGCUGGCGGAUGCCCUUGCUGAAAACCCGAUAGCCAAGUCGCUGGUCCAGACCGGUCUUCCUACCUUGGCUUUGUCGCUAUUGACGAUUGCUGUGCCGUAUUUGUAUACCUGGCUCUCUCAUCACCAGGGUAUGAUGUCUGGCGGAGAUAUUGAGCUGUCGGUGAUUUCGAAGAACUUUUUCUUCUCAUUCUUCAACCUGUUCCUCGUCUUUACUGUCUUCGGUACUGCGUCGACUUUUUACGGCUUCUGGGAGAAUCUGCGUGAUGCCUUCAAAGACGCAACGACCAUUGCUUUUGCAUUAGCCAGGUCCUUAGAAUCAUUUGCCCCGUUCUAUAUCAAUUUCUUAGCGCUGCAGAGCUUGGGUCUAUUUCCAUUUCGGCUUCUCGAAUUUGGCAGCGUUGCUAUGUACCCGAUCAAUUUCUUCUAUGCAAAGACGCCACGGGAGUACGCCGAACUGACGACGCCACCGACGUUCAGCUACGGCUUCUCCAUUCCACAGACGAUUUUCAUUCUGAUAAUUUGCGUGGUAUACAGUGUUUUCCCCAGCUCGUGGCUCAUUUGUCUUUUCGGACUGGUAUACUUCACCCUUGGCAAAUUUAUUUACAAAUACCAGCUUCUCUACGCAAUGGACCACCAGCAACAUUCCACUGGCCGCGCUUGGCCCAUGAUCUGCAGUCGUGUAUUCAUGGGCUUGAUGGUCUUUCAGCUCGCGGUGAUUGGUGUGCUCGCCUUAAGUAAAGCCGUCACUCGCUCCUUGCUCCUCGUGCCUUUGCUCGGUGCAACUGUCUGGUUCUCUUACUGGUUCAGCCGCUCCUACGAGCCGCUCAUGAAGUUCAUCGCCCUGAAAAGUAUCGACCGAAACCGCCCAGGUGGCGGGGAUAUCUCUCCCUCGCCAUCAGCGACUUUCUCCCCUCCGUCGGGUCUUGAGCGUGAUGCACUUCCUAUACGUGUUGGCGGGCAGGAGCUGGGGUUGAAAUUGAGUAAAUAUGUGAACCCGAGUUUGAUCCUGCCACUGCAUGAUGCGUGGCUGCCAGGACGGAGUGCGGCGCCGAAUUUUUCGGGGGCUUUUGCGGGUUAUGAGGCGAUGAACGGAAGUGGUGUAUCCGUUUGAUGGCUUGUGUGCAUAAUUCAAGCGGACUUCGUUCAUAUCGUUCCCGUCCUCUUGUUAUGUUUUCUUUCCUUUCCCUUCCACCGAGUCCCUUGGCUUGACAUGAUGUUACAGCGUUGAUUGACGAUAUACGACCACGACUACGAUACCACCUUGCUCUUUGAUAUCUUGCAUUCGUUCAAUGUUAUGCUUGGGUUGUUCUGGAUAGACGUAGUGAUGCCGCUAUGUCCCUGUUAGUUCUCGGCUUAGACUGGUAUGAACCGACUUUAUUCCAAGUAAAAUAGUCUUACAAAUUGGACAAUUACAAAG